AUGGCACUCAACUCCUUGAGUGGAGCGGCGCCUCAGCAUGCCCAACCCUCGUUGCCUUCUCUGCCAGCGCAUUUGCAGUCCGACACCCAUCUUACAGCACAUCUAGCGAGCCGGUUCCAUGCGCACUUGCCCACCGCCUCCCUCUCGUCGCACGCUAUAAUAUCGCUUAAUACCUAUACAUCAUCAGCUAAGGGCCCUAAUGGGGGGAAAGAGGGGAGCGCCAUGGCGGCUGCGGAGGAUAUCGCAUCCAGAGCGUGGACUCGGCUAGGGCAUCGUGGAGAGAAUCAGGCGGUUGUCUUUCUUGGAGAGUCUGGUUCCGGGAAGACUACGCUCCGAGCUCACCUCCUCUCCGCCCUGCUGAGCUACUCCUCGACACCGCUCUCGCACAAGCUUUCAUACGCUGCAUUUGUUUUCGACACACUCACCACCACCAAAUCUCUGACUACACCGACGGCGUCCAAGGCGGGGCUCUUCUUUGAGCUCCAGUAUGAUACUUCUUCGUCUAUGCACCCGACAUUAAUCGGUGGCAAGCUGCUCGACCACAGGCUGGAGAGGAGUAGGAUCGCUUCCGUCCCGACCGGCGAACGGAACUUCCAUGUGCUAUACUACCUCUUAGCCGGAACAAGCGACGCUGAAAAGCAGCAUCUUGGCCUGGAAAGUCCUGGUCAGGUAUCCAACGAACCUGGCGCGCGAACCUCGCUGUCAGGGCAAAAGAGGUGGAGAUACUUGGGGCAUCCGACUCAGCUUAAGGUUGGUGUGAAUGACCAUGAAGGGUUUCAGCACUUCAAGACAGCGUUGAGGAAGCUUGAGUUCCCGAGAAGUGAGAUCGCCGAGAUCUGCCAGAUUCUCGCUGCUAUCCUGCACAUUGGCCAGCUCGAGUUCAUGACGACUCAAUCGACGACACCCGCUGCGGAUGAAAGCGGAGGCUACUCCCAUGAAGGUGGCGAGGACAUCACCGUGGUCAGGAACAAGGACGUUCUUCGAAUAGUAGCCGCUUUCCUUGGAGUCGGCAUGCAAGAUCUCGAACACAGUUUCGGCUCCAAGACGAAGACAAUACAUCGCGAGCGGGUCACUGUCAUGCUCGAUCCUCGGGGAGCGCGGGAGAACGCGGAUGAGCUUGCUCGCGUUCUCUAUGCCCUGCUUGUCGCUUUUGUGAUGGAGAGCAUCAACGAGAGGAUCUGCGCAGUGGAGACCACCAUUGCCAAUACGAUCUCGAUCGUCGACUUUCCAGGCUUUGCUCAAGUAUCUGCGACAGGCCACACACUCGAUCAGCUUCUCAAUAAUGCGGCUACGGAGUCUAUGUACCAUUUCUGCCUACAGAGCUUCUUCGACCGCAAAGCCGAUUUACUAGAAGCCGAAGAUGUCAACGUACCCGCCACCAGCUAUUUUGAUAACUCAGACGCUGUCAAGGGCCUCCUCAAGCCUGGCAAUGGUUUGCUGAGUAUCAUGGAUGACCAGAUGCGCCGCGGAAAGACCGACAUGCAGUUCCUUGAAAGCAUGCGAAAGCGCUUCGAGGGCAAAAAUCCAGCAAUCAUACCUGGAAGCGCUACCGCCACACUACCCGGUAGUAACUUCGCCACGACGAACACCGCUGCUUCAUUCACUGUCAGGCAUUUCUCUGGUGAGGUGGAAUACCCCAUUGAAGGCUUGAUGGAGGACAACGGAGAUAUCAUCUCUGGCGAUCUCAUGCAACUCAUCAACUCGACGAGGAGCAGCUUCUUGAAGGAACUUUUCGGCCAGAAGGCUUUGACCACAGUUGUCCAUCCCAAGGAACAUUCUGCUGUCAUGCAAGCAUCCGUCAGCUCUAAGCCGAUGAGGCAACCUAGUAUGGCGCGGAAGAAGUUUGACAGACCCGCCCGAUUCGGGACUCGGGAAGUUAGCGCAGAAAACGAUGAGAGCUCCAGUGGCAUCGGUGGAAAUUCGCGGAGCGCCUCGAGAAGUUCCAAGCGCCACAGCCAACUGGAAUCCGGCAAACAACAAGGAGCAGCUGGCCAGUUCCUAUCAUCACUCGACAACGUCACUCGGUCGCUUACAGGACCGAACACCAAUCCUUACUUCGUUUUCUGCUUGAAGCCUAACGACCGGCGCAUUGCCAACCAGUUUGACAGCAAGUGUGUCCGGACCCAAGUGCAGACCUUUGGCAUCGCAGAAAUAAGUCAGCGCCUUCGGAACGCAGACUUUAGCGUGUUCCUACCAUUCGGCGAGUUCCUCGGUGUUGCCGAAAGUGACACGAUCGUUGUUGGCAGCGAACGAGAACGAGCCGAGAUGCUGCUCGACGAGAAGAAAUGGCCCGGCAACGAGGCCCGCGUUGGCAGCACUGGAGUGUUCCUCAGCGAACGAUGCUGGCUGAGCAUUGCCAAUCUUCCAAGUGCUGUCCCCGGUGGUGAGAGCAGAAGCAGGUUCUUGGGCGCAGAAACCGAUGAUGAGGGCGGCGACGGAUUGCUCAGGCCCGGACGCCCCUACAACGAUUCCAAAGUCCGCCUCAUCUCGUCCCAGACUCCGUCUCCUGGUUCCUUUUACCACGACGACAAAGCUGGCGGAUACUUUGGUAGCCGGGACAUCGAUGAUAAGUCCGAUGCCGGCGUCUCAGCCAUCAACGGCGGCGAUAUGUUCCGAAACCUUGAGACCCGCGAGCAGAUGGCUGAGAAGGGCAACGAGGUCAAAAUGGAAGAGGUCGAUUCCGUUCCUGUAUCUGGCAGUCGCAAGAGAUGGCUAUUCAUGGUGUGGCUGCUUACGUUCUACAUCCCGGACUUCGCCAUUAGGAUAUUGGGUAGAAUGAAACGAAAGGACGUGCGGACGGCUUGGCGAGAGAAGUUAGCCAUCAACCUACUGAUCUGGCUGAGCUGCGCGUUUGUCGUCUUCUUCAUGAUUGGUUUCCCGGCUUUGAUCUGUCCCACGCAACAUGUCUAUUCUAGUCAAGAGCUGUCCUCGUUUGAUGGCAAAGAUGGCAACAGUGCGUACGUCGCGAUUCGCGGCAUCGUCUACGACCUGGGAGCCUUCAUGCCAGUACACUAUCCCAGCGUUGUGCCUCAGUCAGCUCUGCAAAAGUACGCUGGCAGGGAUGUUACGAACCUCUUUCCCGUCCAAGUUUCGGCUCUUUGCAGAGGCACUGCGGGCAGCAUUGAUCAGGCAGUACAGCUCAAUUUUAGGAACAACAACUACACUGGAUCCGAUAUCCUAGUCAGCUCCACCGACACCAACGCCAAAUACCACGACUUCCGAUGGGCCACCAACGACUCUCGUCCGGAUUGGUGGUACGAACAGCAAACAUUCCUCAUGGCCAACUACAUGAAGGGCAGGAUCGGCUACAGUCCGCAGUACCUGAAGACGCUUGCGAAGAAGUCUACCGCUAUCGCCAGUCUCAACGGCGCUGUAUACGAUCUGACCGAUUAUAUUCCCGGCGGAAGACAAGCCCAGUAUCCAGUUGGAACGGACCCGCCAAGUCAGCUACCGGACACGGACUUUAUGGAUCCCCUAGUCGUUAGUCUUUUCCAGCAACGCGCUGGAGAUGAUAUCACGAAGUACUGGGAUGCGCUCAACAUCGAUCCGGCUUUGAAGUGGGAUAUGCAGGUCUGCCUGAGGAACCUCUUCUACGCUGGCGAUGUCGAUACCCGAAACUCGGCCCAGUGCCUUUUUGCUAAGUACAUCCUCCUCGCCAUCUCCAUUCUGUUGGUCAGCGUUAUCGGUUUCAAGUUCCUGGCAGCUCUACAAUUCGGAAAGAAGAACAUGCCGGAGAACCUGGAUAAGUUCGUCAUCUGUACUGUACCUGCCUAUACCGAAGACGAGGAUUCACUGCGCCGCGCUAUUGACUCUGCCGCACGAAUGAAGUAUGACGACAAGCGCAAACUAAUCGUCAUUGUCUGCGACGGUAUGAUUAUUGGACAGGGUAAUGACCGGCCGACGCCUCGCAUUGUGCUUGAUAUUCUAGGCGUCUCCGAGCAUGUCGAUCCGGAGCCGUUGAGCUUUGAAUCCCUGGGAGAGGGCAUGAAGCAGCACAAUAUGGGCAAGGUCUACUCAGGUUUGUAUGAGGUUCAGGGUCACAUUGUGCCGUUCUUGGUUCUUGUCAAGGUUGGAAAGCCGUCAGAGGUCUCGAAGCCUGGCAACCGUGGCAAACGCGAUUCCCAGAUGGUCCUUAUGCGGUUCCUGAACCGUGUUCACUACAACCUCCCGAUGACACCCUUGGAGCUCGAGAUGCACCAUCAAAUCCGGAACAUCAUCGGAGUCAACCCGACCUUCUACGAGUUCUUGCUGCAGAUCGAUGCCGAUACCGUCGUUGCGCCCGAUUCAGCCACUCGUAUGGUAGCCGCGUUCCUGCACGACACCCGCUUGAUCGGCGUCUGCGGCGAGACGGCUCUCACCAACGCAAAGUCGUCCUUUAUCACGAUGAUGCAAGUCUACGAGUACUACAUCUCCCACAACCUGACCAAGGCCUUUGAAAGCUUGUUCGGCUCCGUGACCUGUCUCCCCGGCUGUUUCUCCAUGUAUCGGAUCCGGGCCGCCGAGACGGGCAAGCCGCUUUUCGUCAGCAAGGAAGUCAUCGACGCCUACUCGGAGAUCCGCGUCGACACUUUGCACAUGAAGAACCUGCUCCACCUGGGCGAAGACAGAUAUCUCACCACCCUGUUACUGAAGUACCACUCCAAGUACAAGACCAAGUACAUCUUCCGCGCGCACGCCUGGACCAUCGCGCCCGACAGCUGGAAAGUCUUCAUGUCGCAACGUCGCCGCUGGAUCAACAGCACGGUGCACAACCUGAUCGAGCUGAUCCCCUUACAGCAGCUCUGCGGCUUCUGCUGCUUCAGCAUGCGCUUCGUCGUCUUCCUCGACCUGCUCAGCACGAUCGUACAGCCCGUCAUCGUGGGCUACAUCGUCUACCUAAUCGUGCUUGUCGCGCGCGCCUCGGAAGUCGUGCCCAUCACGGCGUUCAUCCUACUGGGUGCUAUCUAUGGUUUGCAAGCCAUCAUCUUCAUCCUGCGCCGCAAGUGGGAGAUGAUCGGCUGGAUGAUCAUCUACGUGCUCGCGACUCCCAUCUUCGCCUGCGGCCUCCCGCUGUAUUCUUUCUGGUACAUGGACGACUUCUCCUGGGGCAACACCCGUGUCGUGAUGGGCGAAAAGGGCCAAAAGGUCGUCGUCUCCGACGAAGGGAAGUUCGACCCAUCGUCUAUCCCGCACAAGAAGUGGGAGGAGUACCAGGCCGAGCUCUGGGACGCGCAGUCCGUCCGCGACGACGCGAGGUCCGAGAUCAGCGGCGUGAGCUACGCGACGAAGAGCGCCAUGGGCGGCCACCACGGCAUGGGUGGUGGUAUGGGCAUGGGAAUGGGCAUGGGACCAUACAGCCACCACCCCUCCCCCGGCUCCGAACACGCCUUUGGCCAGCCACCUAGCCGGCCGCUCUCUCAGCUCGACCUGCCGCGCUACGGCAGCAGACUUAGUCUCGCACCCUCGGGCUACGGCGGCGGCAUCUACAGCAACGAGAUGGAGAUGGCUGAGUUGACCGGGGCGCUGCCGAGCGAUGAUGCCAUUCUCGCCGAGAUUAGGGAGGUGCUGAAGACGGCGGAUUUGAUGAGUGUGACGAAGAAGAGCAUUAAGCGCGAGUUGGAGGCGAGGUUUGGGGUCAGCUUGGAUGCUAAGAGGGCGUAUAUUGGGAGCGCGACCGAGGCGAUUUUGAGUGAACAGUUGUAG
Messenger RNA from Coniosporium apollinis CBS 100218, 5682 nucleotides. Its product is annotated as chitin synthase. Gene Ontology annotation, cellular component: myosin complex; cell periphery; cell septum. Gene Ontology annotation, molecular function: ATP binding; chitin synthase activity; cytoskeletal motor activity. Bases 1 to 5682 code for a protein of 1893 amino acids. The record is from RefSeq and is a predicted model, not a curated record. The transcript has 4 exons. NCBI's taxonomy places the organism in Eukaryota, Fungi, Ascomycota, Dothideomycetes.